UGAUCAUCCGACAUGGGUCAGUUGGACGAAUAACUGCCUUCACGUGAAGGAACAAUGACAAAACAGGACGACAUAGUUACUGGUUGAAAUGAGUGAACAUCCUCACCUGACCUUGCUUUGAGUCAACCCCAACGUGUGCGGAGGCGCGGGCUCACCGCCUCCGUUCCCCGUGAUCCGUACUUGCCUGGCGGCCUUAUCAGCCCGUACUUCUCUCUUCCAUGACGCGGGGCUGGCUGCCUUUUGUCAUCAGCCUUUUGUCAUCACCGUUCAUCCUCCUUCCACCCUUGUCUCAUCUGUCUAUCCAUCCGUACAUCGAUUCAACCAUUUAUCAACCUUUUCCACUCCUUUCCAUCGCUCUUAUAGUAUCUUGGACAUCGUCCCUGCUUAGGAUCACCUUAUCGCAACUCCCGGUGUCUUCCCGAUCUCUAUAGGUCUCACUCUCCCCACUAAUCGCUCCGAUCCCUCAUCAACAUGCGUUCCAAGUUCAAGGACGAGCACCCUU
Aspergillus saccharolyticus JOP 1030-1 is the source of this 502-nucleotide messenger RNA. RefSeq lists its product as uncharacterized. Lineage: Eukaryota; Fungi; Ascomycota; Eurotiomycetes; Eurotiales; Aspergillaceae. The coding region runs from base 219 to 431 and encodes 70 amino acids. The record is from RefSeq and is a predicted model, not a curated record. The transcript has a single exon.